AGUUACGUAACUAAAUUAAAUGGAAUAUUGGGAAUAUCAAUUUGUGCUUUUAUAAUGGUAUUGUUUAUUUGAAAUAGUUAUAAGCGGUGGUACAAGGACAAUGGCGGCUAUUCCGAGUAGCCAAUUUGGUAAAAAGCGCGAGCUGCCGAAACUGAUGGCAUGUAUGACUAAAAAUAGUGUAGAAAAUAUGAGGAACAAGUUGAUUUAUGCCAUGGAUGCGCUGGACUCGAAGGCAGUAAGGAGGCGUAACUUGCCGCUACACGAAUGCCUGAUUUUGGAGCUGAGAGAGGCAGGAUAUCGCGAGGCUUCCGAUUACAUACAAGACCUUCUGUACGAUAACAUGCAAUUAGUCAUGGAGGAUGAUAUCGGGAUUAUAAUCGAUCUUACAAAGAGACCCGAUUAUCUGGAACAUAUUUGUGGCGAGCUACAGAAAGCUGAAAAAGAACGGGAUAGAGGUAACACCAAAAGUGAAGCCCUGUAUUUAUUGGGGCUAGCAUUGUGCUACGCUGAAAGGGGAAAGGGAAUACUUUGGUUGGCUGAAAAAUUCUACAUGGCAUCUAUUGCUGUGGCCAGCCAGUAUUUGGUUGACGGCGGACGGCAAAAAGGAUGCUGCAAGUACCAUUACGCGAAAUUUUUGCUUGACAAGUUUCCAGGAGUUGAUCAAGAUGAGCCUUUCCAAAUGUUGACUCAAGUUCGGGAUUCUGCUAUUGGAAAGCCAUGGCUCCUUUACGAGCCCGCAGAAGGCGAUCAGAAAGAACCACCAAAUGAGACACUGUUUAAAGCAACAGCACUGCAACUGCACAGAGUUUUGAUCAGCCAAGCACGAACAAUUCGCAAGCAAGAUCCGAGCAAGGCAGAACGGCUAGCUCGCUUGGCUGAAAGACGCGCAGUAGACGCUGGAGAAACGAUUAGAACUGCGGACGCCAUAAUCGAAAUUGGAAUCUGUCAGUUGGCUAUCAACAACCUGAACAACGCCCAGAAGACGUUCGACCGUGCGUACAAGAUACACGCCGAGAGCUACAACAUCGAGGGCAUAUGCGAUUGUAAGAUGCACAUGGCGGCUGUUAUGCAAAAACUAGGCGAUCACGAAAAGGCAGCCAAGCUGUUGACAGAGAUGGGCAGUUUGGCGAUGGAGCACGGCCUCAGGCUGCAGCUCGGCCGCGCGCUGCAUCUCAUAGGAGAGCUGCAUCUCAGGCGGGAACGACCCGAACUGGGCACCCAACACUUGAAGGAAGCUUUCGCCUGCUUUAUGGGAUUCAAUUGGCAAUAUCCGGGUGCACAGGCAUCGAUGGAUAUUGGUAAUGUUGGAAGUGAGUUGGGCAUCAUAUUUGACAACAAAACAGAGGUUUAUGAGGAGGAAGCGGAACAAUCGAGGUUAAUGAUGGCGAUAUCUUCAGGUCAAGAGAAAAUGGCGUCAUAUUUCGGUAUGCUGAAGGAAGCCAAGGAUUGCACGAUAGCUACAAUGAAGAUUAUUGAAUGGAAGCUGUCUCUUGCUCCUUGGUGGAUAAAGAGAAUUCAUCAUAACUUCUUGCCCUGUCCGUGCGCACAGCAUCGACGAACACCAUUGGAUGUGUUAAGAACAAAGUUGGAGUUAGAACGGAAACAAAUGGAGAUGCAAGCAAGAGAGGAAAAUUUGCAGAGAAGUGAAAGUGUUCAGCAAGAGACAAGUGAAAAUGCUUUAUAGAGCAAAAAAUACUUGUCUCCUAAGGCACAUCAGGCUGUAAUAAGAAACUCCCUGAUGCCUCGCCGCUCACGUCCUGCUCACGUCUCCUGCAUCACACUGUUUAUCGGUAAAUGCCAUGAAAUGGCAUUUGUGAUAUUAAGAAACCAACUACUAUUGUUUUAAAAGGGACCUUGUCCUUCAGCAUACGUGGAAUGGGUGCCAAGCAUGUCUCGUUCUCAUUCAUGAGCACGACGAAUCAAUCAAUGGCAUUUAUAUUCCUAAAACCUAUAAGUAGCAGUGAUAUUAAAAUGCAAUAGUUACAAUGCGCACAAUUUCUCUGUAAGUACUCCU
Molecule: messenger RNA, 2014 nt
Organism: Cydia splendana
Lineage: Eukaryota; Metazoa; Arthropoda; Insecta; Lepidoptera; Tortricidae
Exons: 11
Coding region: 101-1684 (527 amino acids)
Biological process (GO): cilium movement
Cellular component (GO): cilium
Molecular function (GO): protein binding
Source: RefSeq, a predicted model, not a curated record